AAGGUUCACCUUGUGUGCCAUCCAGCCGUAUGGUCCAUGUGACCCCUUUCACCAGCGUUCUCUCUUUACGACAAUCCCAAGUCUUAGCUACUUGGUUGGUGGCCCUUUUUGGAUCUGCCUCUAUCAAUCUGCCAAAGUCUUGGGUCUGACUGCUUUGUUAACCGAAACCAUAAUUAGUCCAAAUUUAAUGUUGCAAAUUGCUUGCCAAACACCCGCUGCCCAAACAACUCAACACUUGUCGGGAUGGAACAACAACAACAACAACGCAUGCCACGACGCUCUCAAAGCCAUGGAACACUUCGAAGCAACUAUGCCCGUCAAUUACGUCCGUUACACAAGCCUCUGAGCAGAGUGAAUGAAAACUCCGCUUUGUUAUCUUCUACAGGCGCCCUAGAGGGUAUGCUCAAAACCACUACAGAAACAGGUGACAUUGGCCUUUUCAGCAUCAAAUCUGUCCCUGGCACCGCCUUCGGCAUAGCUGGACGCAGAGAACCAACUGGGCCCACAUAUCCUGUUCAUCCUUCUCGGCAACCCAUGGACAAGCCCCAGAGGCGUGAUGACUGUAAGAAGCUUCCUGUACACCAAGACACGGCUUCAGACAUCAUUUCAAUGUACGGGUCAAAUAGCCAAAGUUCCGUCUCUAGCACGCAGGCGACUUUAUCGGAGGAGCCGGGGCAUAGGUCUUAUUCUAUGACCACUGUCGGAUCUAGACACCUCUCUCACAAUAAGUCAAAUGCAACCCUGCAAAGUCAAGCAAGCUCUGCGCCACUGCAGCGACCACGGUCUCCUUUUCCAUACCCUACUAGGUUGAAGCGACCAGGAGCUCGUCCGGUAUCACCAGCCGUGACAGAAGCAGGGAUCGUCGAUUAUAGCCGCAUGGUCGAAAUAGACAGGAUCUCGCUAGUAAGUGAUGGUGAAGGUGCGCCAGCCCGUUCAUUUUAACUAAUACUCUAUCGUCUAGCGGACAGGACAUGGUUCUCUUAAGUCAUCUUACCCUCAUGCUCACAGAAGGCCACCACCAAUGGGAUUUCGCGGGGAUGGGAACCUGUCGACAUCUUCGUCGCAUGGUCGUGGGCCACCUCUAAUGCGUCGACCGGUAGGAUACCCGUUUCCACGCACGGCUUCUGCAGCCUCGAUUGCUUCUUGGAAUGCUAGCAACUCGCGUUUUGGAGAUAGGGUCAACAGUUCUUCAUCGAGAACAUCGAGCCUGACAUCUGUGGUCAACAUGUACUACAAAAUGCCCCCUUCUCUGAAGGCUGCACAG
Molecule: messenger RNA, 1264 nt
Organism: Truncatella angustata
Lineage: Eukaryota; Fungi; Ascomycota; Sordariomycetes; Amphisphaeriales; Sporocadaceae
Exons: 1
Coding region: 244-942 (232 amino acids)
Source: RefSeq, a predicted model, not a curated record